AUGUUGCCGAACUCUGUAAGUCAAUACAAAACAAAAUGUUACCAAUGUCAAAAGGUAAUACAACGUGUUCGUGAUCUGUUAGACAAUAUAGAUAUUAUAAGAAAAAAUGAAGUAUUGGCUAUAUGCGAUCAUUGUAAGCGAUCUAAUCUAAAAUUUAAGUGUAGGCGAUGUGAAUACAUGUUGGAGAGAUUUAUAUCAUGUAGAGUGCACCAAACUGAAAGUCUCAGAGAUGAAUACGCGGCUUGGCGGCAAACUGUGAAAAAUACUCUAAUGACAAUUAUUGAUGUACAAAACACUUGUCCACAUAGGGUUUGCUUUGUUCGAAAUUCAGAUACGGAACUUAAGAAACUUAUCAAUUUACUGAAAGUGCCAUCGCCAAGGAUCCAACCUCGCGUAGAUACGUUUCCUUCCAGGAAGAUUGCACUGCCACUUCCCGUGGACGACGAAACCAAAAACGUUUUAUUGGAAAUGAUAAAUGAAAUAAGCUUAGAUAAAGUGUCAAACAAAGAGUCUGCAUCAUUUUUAAGUACGUGUAUGUGUAGAUAUUUUAACGAACGAAAAAAUGAACGCAUGCAUACUAAAGUAUCCCUGGAGCUACCAGUUAUUAAAGAUGGACGAGAAUUACCAGUUAUUAAAGAUGGACGAGAAGGAAACGAGAAGGAAAAUUCUCAAAUGAAUGACUUAUUUAUGCUAGGAGCUUCAGGAAUGUUAGAUGGUGACGUGGAUAAAAAUAAUCUCAUUAAUCAAAAUGCCUUAAAAGGUUUUAAAAAGGUUUCAGGUCGUGGAAAUAAUGGAAGAUCAUUUGAAAAAAGCGAUGGUAAAAAAAAACAAGACGGUGAAUUGACUGACGAAGACAAAGCAAAUACCGGAAAGUCACCGGGGAAAACAAAAGAAAGAAAAUAUAAACUUGAUCCAGAAUAUGAACUUAUGUUGCAAUUAAUAAAAAUCCACAAAGAAGAAGCAAAAUUGAAAGCAGGAAAAACUAAAUCUACUCUACGUAUUUUGAAAAAUAUGCCUAAGAUUGAUCCUCUUCCCGAAUUGCCUGUGUGUCUACCUAAACCUCGGAGAUCUGAUGCUCAUUUACUAACCGCAGGAAGUACUUUAGUGUGUACGCCUCGUGAUAGUCUACCGCGUGUUAUGAUACGUGGCACACGAAUGGUAUCUCGAGAUCAGCAAAUGAAAACAAAAACCCCUACUACAUUGGAACCUAUACUCUUUAAAAAUCAAAUUCAAUGUGUUACCCCAGUUGAACCAUCAUCUAAAACUUCAACAAUGUCAUCUUCAUCAAAAAGUAUAAUGGAAGAGAUGCCUAAAAGUUGUUUUGUUGGUAAGGGAAUAACAAAAUACGCACUUUCAAAGAAAGAAUUUAUUGAUAAAGGAUGGACUAUGUUGCCAACCACGAAAACUAUGAGAAGGAUGAACAUAUAUAAAAUGGAGCCAACAAAUCCUCAUUUCGAUUGGUUUAAGACUCAUGCACAUAAAAGGGCUCUGUUCUAUGAUACGACGGAAAUUUUAGCAGAAAUAAAUGAAAAUGGCUGUGGUGGUAAAUGGUUUUACAAAAAUGGUUCUGUGGCACUCCAUUUUUGUCACGGUCGUCAUGAUAAGUAUAGGUAUAUUAUUUAUGACUUAAACGAAGACGAAUAUGCGGACAUAAAGAAUAUAAGAAGGCCAGUGACUAUUUUGGCUUGUUUUGAUUAUUUGGGAAACGGUGUUGUGUAUGAUCAGUCCGGAAAGGCCAGGAUAAAAUACAAUCAAUCCGAAGGAAUUGUUAUUGAUAGUAAAAUUGGCGCUCCAAGUAAAUGGAAAUGGCAUUCGCUAAACGAUCCCCCUGUUUUACAAAAUGUUUACAUGGACAACAAGAUAGCAGAUGAUACACUUUUACAAAACUUAAUUAUACCUGAUGAUAUAAAGGUUUUUAAUAUAGACAAUUACUCUAAAGAAAUCGAUGAAGACAUGUUGGCGAUUGAGUUUGAAAACUUUGUAAAAGGCAAAGCUAAGAAAAUUAUGCAAAAAAUGACAUCAUAUAAAAUACGUAUGAAGGCUGUAAAAAUUAAUGAAUUUUUUUCCUUGAGGAUCAUGGAUCAAGAGAAUAUUUAUAUUCUUUUUAGAAAUGGGCAUAUUUGUUUAAAGUUGAACAUAGGCAUGCACUUAAAGAGCAAUGAAAUAAUUGAUACUAUAACAAUUGAUGUUGCAGAAGUUUUAACGCCAUAUGAUGAUGUACCAGAUACAAAGAGCCUUUCCGAUAUUCAUGAUGUACUCCGCUGCAUGCAAAACUUUAGUAAAUCAAGACAUUGAUAAGAAAAAUAUUACACAUACCGUGUUCAUCGAUUUUUUUUUACUUUUUAUUUUAGAAUUUAGUUGUCUGUUGAAGGAUACACUUUACACUG
Pieris rapae (cabbage white) is the source of this 2387-nucleotide messenger RNA. RefSeq lists its product as uncharacterized. Bases 1 to 2295 code for a protein of 764 amino acids. The transcript is spliced from 7 exons. The record is from RefSeq and is a predicted model, not a curated record. Lineage: Eukaryota; Metazoa; Arthropoda; Insecta; Lepidoptera; Pieridae.